Penaeus vannamei (Pacific white shrimp) is the source of this 2524-nucleotide messenger RNA. The record is from RefSeq and is a predicted model, not a curated record. Lineage: Eukaryota; Metazoa; Arthropoda; Malacostraca; Decapoda; Penaeidae.
AUGAUAGCGCACCACACGACUUCACUGGCAAGACACACGGUGAAUACUACCUUAGAUCUUGUCCCAAUGGCUGCCGGGAGAGAGCGCGCCAGCCAACUUAUCGUACCGGCGAGAGGUCCGCGGAGCCGCACUCGUCCAGCCCUAUUGGUCAAAACGAGGAGGCGAACAGUGGAAUCUCCUGGCAAUGAUUGCAAGCGCGGGGUAUUGACAGAAAAUUCUUGCAAUGUGAUAACCGGGAAAAAGGACUUCGUGCUUAACUUUUGUCUCUGUGCCCUUUGCUGCAUUUGCAAAGCAGCUGGAGACUUUUGCGGUGCUCCUAAUCCUGCCCUGGUGAGCGUGGGUCACGUGACGGGGCAGAUCGUGGUCGUGCAAGCCAACCGCGGCCUCGAGUACCAAGCCGAGCUCGCCGUCGACGACCUCACCUUCGUUGACUGCGCUCCCCCGAUGCCUCCGUCCACUGGAACAACCUGCGAAGCCAACGGGAUGUUCACCUGCGAUUCGGGAACCUGCGUAUCCCGCGACAAAAUCUGCGACUUCUCCGACGACUGCCUCGACGCCUCCGACGAAUCCUACGGGAUGUGCUCCGCGUACAAGUUCCGCUGCGACUUCGAGGCGGGCUUGUGCGGCACGUGGGCGGAGGAGGUGACAGACAGCGCUGACUGGGUGCUGUUGCGGGGGUCGUCCGACACCCUGGAGAUGCUGCCCGGCUACGACCACACGAGCCUCUCCUCGAGCGGUCACUUCCUAGUCUUGGAUAUACCAAUUGACCCAAAGAUCCAGGUAGUAGGUCGUCUUCAUUCACCUGUGGUUCUCGCGGGGGUCGAGGAGUGCACCCUCAGAUUCUGGUAUCAAGUCCUUGGGGAGAAGCCAGGAGUUAUCAAUGUCUACAGACGUACGAGUUAUUAUUCCGAUGGCUUGCACCUUAUAGCGUCAUUGAAUAAUACAGCAAAAGGUCUUUGGCUUAAAUUCACCAUUCCGGUCGGCGAUAGCACUCAUAGUGGGGAUUUCCAAGUGGUCCUAGAAGGCGUAGCAGAUCCGGAUGUACGAGGCACUCUUACGCUCGACGACUUCGCAAUGUCGCCAAUAUGUGAACUCUCGCCCAUCCAAAACCUACCUGGCGGGGACGACCUGACCACACCUUCCCCUGUCUGCCUGCCGCCCCAAUUAGCAUGUGGCAACGGACUCUGCUACUACCCAGAGGACAUAUGCAACUUUAUCGAUGACUGCGGAGACGGAACGGAUGAGCUUCAGUGCACUAGGAGUUGUGACUUCGAGACGGAAGGCGACCUGUGCGGCUGGUUCGUGAGCGCGGCGAGCUCCAUCCCCUGGCAGCGUGGGGGGUUCCCUGCCCCUCUCCCCGGACCCCCUGUUGACCACGCCUUUGAUGCCUAUGCGCAUGACCUCUUCACGGCCAAGGAAAAGAGCACUGGAGGACAGGUCGCCAUCUUGGAGUCCCGUGUGUUUUCGCAAGUCGGGAAGGAAUGUACUCUCGUGUUCUGGCACUACAUGUUGUCUACGGGCGCCGAGUCCUCGAGUCUGGCUGUUUACAAGAAAUCGGAGGAAACUGCUUCCAGCUGGCCACGACGCGGACAUGCUGUGGUUCGAAAUGUCCAGCUCCGGGAAGUGGGCGAAGGAGUACCUGGGCCUCGGGCGCCUCGGGAGCAAGAGGGACUUCACCGUGUUUCAAGCCGUGCACGGCGACGACAGACUCAUAUAGCCAUCGACGACGUGAGCCUGGAGCUGUGCACGCCCGAGAGCUCUUGCCACACGACCACCGAAUUCACGUGCGCAGACGGCUUGUGCAUCCCCCGCCAGUUCGCGUGCGAUGCCAAGUACGACUGCGACGACAAGAGCGAUGAGUUUAACUGUACUGUGGUUGAUGGAGAUUGCAAUUUCGAUGGAGACUGGAUGCUGACCUGUGCCUAUUUACAAAAAGUGGACGACGACCUGCAGUGGACCCAAGCCAAAAGCUCCAACGACCUCUUAAACGGUCCCCGCCACGACCACACGCUUGGCUCCAAAGGUCAGUACGUAUACCUGUCCAGCGACCAAGGAUCCCCUGGACAGGUCGCAGGAAUCACUCCCCACGCGACCUAUCCUGCUUCGCGGGACCUGUGCUUCGUCAGGUUCUGGUUUUAUAUGCACACCGACUACGUUAAUGCCGAGGGGACGGUGGACACUGGGGCGCUGAGGCUCAUUGUGGAAGAAAAAUCCGGAGGGCGUUGGGUGGCGGCGUCACGGAGCAGCAAUUACGAGGCCAGCUGGCAGGAAGUGGUCGCCCUGGUCUCCUCCGACAGCCCCUUCCGCCUCGUGUUCCAGGCCGAGUUGGGGAACGCGAACCAGAGCUACAUCGCGAUGGACGACGUCUCGUUGACUCCUGAGUGUUUGACUGGUGUCGGCCCGUCUCUGAACAGCACUUGUGAGGCAGAUGAGCGGCUUUGCGACUCUGGACAGUGUGUACCUGAAGCCUUUUUCUGUGACUGUUUUAGUGACUGCUUGGAUAGCUCAGAUGAAGCUAACUGCG